Molecule: messenger RNA, 4922 nt
Organism: Sardina pilchardus (European sardine)
Lineage: Eukaryota; Metazoa; Chordata; Actinopteri; Clupeiformes; Clupeidae
Gene: pum1
Product: pumilio RNA-binding family member 1
Exons: 22
Coding region: 305-3706 (1133 amino acids)
Biological process (GO): miRNA processing; regulation of mRNA stability
Cellular component (GO): cytoplasm; cytosol
Molecular function (GO): mRNA 3'-UTR binding
Source: RefSeq, a predicted model, not a curated record
CGCACGUUCGGUCCUAUUGUUAGUGCUAGCGUCAUGAAGACCUGUGGAAUAUCACGCGUUUGCACCUUCGUGCUACAACCCCAAGGAUUUCGGGGAAAUGUCUCUAUCGUCGGCCUACAUUUUCAGGCUAGUAAUGUCGCUGUUGCUACGUGCGCGUUCUCCUCAUAAUGGGGACCCUCGCGCUUCACGGAAAAGGCCCGUGUGUUUCCAGUCCGGAUCUGCGAUUGUGAUAAUGUUUCAGUCCCCGACAUAAGAACACAGCAGCAGCAGCAACAACAGCAGCCCAGCCCUUUACUGUGGUGGUAUGAGUGGUGCGUGUGUGUUGAAGAGGAAAGCUGUUGUCUGGGACUCCUUCAGCCUGCACUGCAGAACUCCGCCGCCUUCUGACAGUCCGUUACCCAGCAUGCCCGUGGUGCUGAGUGCCGCUGGCCCCGCCCCCCAGCCGCCUCCCCCUUCUCAGGGGGCGGGGCGUUCCCAAGACGACGCAAUGGUGGACUACUUUUUUCAGCGGCAACAUGGAGAACAGCCCGGGUACGGCAGCGGCAAACAGCGCUGGCCCGCUGGUGACAGCAUACAUGGUGACAGCCAGGUUCGAUCAAUGGAUGAGCUGAAUCAUGACUUCCAGGCAUUAGCUUUGGAGGGACGGUCCAUGGGUGAGCAGCUCCUGACAGGAAAGAAGUUCUGGGAGCUGGAGGAAGGGAAGGAGGGACCUAAGGGCAUCUUCUUGGACCAGUGGAGGGACAGCGCUUGGGGGGCUUCAGAACAUUCAGUUUCUCAACCAAUCAUGGUCCAGCGCCGGUCAGUCCAGGGUUUCCAUGGCGUUGGGGAGGCGGGGUCAGUCCUGUCCCCACGCAGUGAGAGUGGAGGAUUGGGCGUCUCCAUGGUGGAAUAUGUGCUCAGCUCCUCCCCCGCCGACAAAUUGGACUCAUGUCUGCGUAAAGGAGCUUUUGGCCCACAUGAUUCUGAGGGUGAUGAUUCCGAAAAGAGGGUGGAGUCAAAGCCAAAAGUCGCAUUUGAUUCGGACAGAAAGGAACUUGUGGAAGCUGAGCCUGAUGUCAUGGACAACCCUAAUGGACUGGCCAGUCAAAAUGGUCUGGAUGUGGAUGUCAAAGAUUUUAGCCGCCCUGGGAACUGCCCUCCUGCCGGAAACGAGGUGGAGCUGGGAGGGGCCGAUCUGUCUGGAGGGGCGAUGUCCAAAGCAGGGGACGACUUUUCGACCGUCGAGCCCCAAAAUGUGACCCUAGACCCCAUGGAGUCUGUUUCUAUGGAGACGCUGCAGUUUGAUUAUGCCGGUGGUCCUCUCCCCCUGGACUCCGCUCCCCCCACAGUUGGCCUCUUUGACUACAACUCACAACAACAGUUGUUUCAGAGGCCCAGUGCAUUGGCAGUCCAACAGCUCACAGCCGCCCAACAGCAGCAGUAUGCCCUGGCGGCCCAGCAACAGCACAUCGGUCUGGCUCCAGCUGCAUUUGUGCCCAACCCUUACAUCAUCAGUGCAGCCCCCCCAGGCACAGACCCCUACACAGCUGGCCUUGCUGCCGCCGCCACUCUGGGUCCGGCAGUCAUGCCUCAUCAGUACUAUGGAGUUCCAUGGGGUGUUUAUCCAGCGAACCUCUUCCAGCAGCAAGCUGCCCCCUCCAACAACGCCAAUCAGCAACAAGGUGGACAAACGCAGCAGAACCAGCAGCAGGUCAUGCGCACGGGUGGCUCGCAGCGACCUUUGACUCCCAACCAGGGACAACAGGGGCAGCAGGCUGAGCAGCUGGUGGCUGCAGCAGCUGUCAAUUCUGCUCUCGCGUUCGGACAAGGCCUUGCAGCUGGAGUGCCAGGUUACCCAGUGCUAGCGCCAGCGGCGUAUUAUGACCAGACAGGGGCGCUGUUGGUCAACACAGGAGGACGCAGUGGGCCCGUCAGACUCAUGGCUCCUGCCUCUGUCAUCAUCAGCCCCACGGCAGUUGCUGCUGCAGCCGCAUCAGCCAGUGGAGGCGGGGGUGGACUUGGAGGCGGAGCCAGUGGUGCCUUCCGAACCCUGAGCUCCCAGCAGGCAACAGGGCAGCAGGGCAGCGGAGCGCUGGGCGGGAGCUCCUUUUAUGGGAGUGGCUCUCUAAGCUCCUCCUCCCAGAGCUCCUCCCUGUUCUCUCAGGGCCCGCCUCAGCCUGGCUCCUCCUCCCUCAGUUUUAGUGCCAAUGGGUCCUCAUCGCUUGGGGCUGCACUCGGAUCCCUGGGGGGCUUCGGCACAGCUGUGGCUAACUCAAGCACAGGUAGUGCCUCUCGCCGUGAUUCCCUGACGGGUAGUUCUGAGCUGUACAAACGAACACCUAGCAGCCUAAAUCCCAUUGGUCAUGGAGGAUUCUACAAUGGCCUAGGCUUCAGCCCUUCUCCUGGACCUGUUGGACACUCCCACUCACUGACCCCACCCCCUUCCCUGUCUAACCAUGGCUCCUCCUCCAGCCUCAACCUUGGUGGUUUGACCAAUGGGAGCGGGCGUUUCAUCUCCGCAGCUCCGGGAGCGGAGGCCAAGUACCGCAGCUCCACCUCUGGCUCCUCCCUCUUCAGUCCCAGCAGCCAGCUGUUCCCGUCGUCACGGCUACGCUAUGGAAUGUCAGACGUGAUGCCAUCCGGUCGCAGCCGCCUUCUCGAGGACUUCCGCAACAACCGCUAUCCCAACCUGCAGCUGCGAGAGAUCGCUGGACAUGUCAUGGAGUUCUCCCAGGACCAGCAUGGCUCCAGGUUCAUCCAGCUGAAGUUGGAGCGGGCCAGUCCAUCUGAGAGGCAGCUGGUCUUCACGGAGAUCCUGCAGGCGGCCUAUCAGCUCAUGGUGGACGUGUUUGGCAACUACGUCAUUCAGAAGUUCUUUGAGUUUGGUAGCCUGGAACAGAAGCUGGCUCUGGCCGAACGGAUCCGGGGUCACGUUCUGUCGCUAGCGCUGCAGAUGUACGGCUGCCGGGUCAUCCAGAAAGCCUUGGAGUUCAUCCCCUCGGAGCAGCAGGUCAUUAGUGAAAUGGUGCGGGAGUUGGAUGGGCACGUCCUGAAGUGUGUGAAAGAUCAAAAUGGAAACCAUGUGGUGCAAAAGUGCAUUGAGUGUGUCCAGCCUCAUGCCCUCCAGUUCAUCAUCGACGCCUUUAAAGGACAGGUGUUUGCUCUGUCGACUCAUCCUUACGGCUGCAGAGUAAUCCAGCGGAUCCUUGAGCACUGCCUCCCAGAGCAGACCCUGCCCAUCCUGGAGGAGCUGCACACCCACACGGAGCAGCUUGUGCAGGACCAGUACGGUAAUUACGUGAUUCAACACGUUUUGGAGCAUGGGCGAGCGGAGGACAAGAGCAAGAUCGUCUCGGAGAUCCGGGGGAAUGUUCUGGGACUGAGUCAGCACAAGUUUGCAAGUAACGUGGUGGAGAAGUGUGUGACCCACUCCCUGCGCGCGGAGCGAGCUCUGCUGAUCGACGAGGUGUGCAGCAUGGCGGACGGCCCCCACAGUGCCCUCUACACCAUGAUGAAGGACCAGUACGCCAACUACGUGGUGCAGAAGAUGAUCGACGUCGCCGAGCCCACCCAGAGGAAGAUUGUCAUGCACAAGAUUCGGCCUCACAUUGCCACCCUGAGGAAGUACACUUACGGGAAGCACAUCCUUGCCAAGCUGGAGAAGUACUACAUGAAGAACGGCGUGGACCUGGGCCCCCUGUGCGCCCCUCCCAACGGCAUCUUGUGAGCCCGGCAGCACCCGCGGGCAUGGGGCAGUUCCAGGUGGCGUCUGAAGGCCCACCUUCAAUUGUAACAUCACAGAUCUCUUUCAGUUCUUUUGUUUAUCUUAUCUCUCGACUCCACCCUCUAUGAAAUUAAAGUGUUUCAUUUAACUACUUUUAAAAAAAAAUGAUACACAUGCACAUAAACUUUGGCCAGCACACAACCCAACAUUCACUGAUAAUACAGCCACACUCCCUUUAGCUAACAAAUUCAUUGUCCCUAAAGGCUAACAGGGCAUAAUCUUUGAGCAUGGGAGAAAUAUACUCAAAUCUUUUUUCUCUAAAUGUACGUAUUGUAUUCUAUUUCUCUCUCUUUCUCUCUCUGUCUCACAAGCAUACUUACACACAGACACAUGCACACCUGGUCUUGCUUCUUUAAAUGUAUGUAGUGUACUCUUGCUGUAGACCUUUGCAUAUACUUAUAAAUAUAUACAUAAAGUUUGUAGUUUUUCUCUGGUUUUUGAUGUUGACCUGUAUCUAUACUGUAUCCCAGUAGUGCUGACUGCUGUAUAAUUGUAUAUUUGUAAACCUUGUGUAAAUGUGGAAUCCUUUUUGAGGAAACAGAUAAAAAAAAGCGAUUGAUUACCGCUGCGAGCGUGUGAUAGCUACGCUCUGUAAAUCACUGCAUUUGCUGUAUAUUGUAAAUUGUAAUAUCAGAUAUUUUUUGUUUUUGUUUUCAAAAUAACAUAACGAAGUUGAUGAUGAUUUUUUUUUUGUUUGUUUAGUUUUAACAUCAGCAUCACAUGCUCACUCUUUCCACCAAAACUUGCCCAUAAUGCUCUUCUCCUCUUUUUAACCUCUUUUAUAGUCGCUCUCUCCUGCAGUGGUGUGGGUGUGGGUGAGAGGUUUAGGUGACGCUUGCGGCGAGUGUGUGUACAGAUUUUUGCCAUUCUGUGGUCUAAUGUAAGUGACUGUAUAAAUCUGUUCAUUUCUUUCCUUUUUUUUUUUUUGAUUUUGUUAUUUACUCUUUUUGCUGCAGUGUACAUUUAAAACAGCGUUGUGUAAAUUUUCCUGAGUCACACACACCCUGCAGCAUCUGUGUAUAGAAGUGUGUGUAGUGAGGCCUGGCAGCAGCGUGCAUAAUGAUUGCCUGGAUGUUUUGUAUCUCCUGUUGUAGAUGGUCUCGAUACGCUGUGUGACCUUUAUUUUGAGACAAAAAAAAAAAAUCAAAAAUUGUAAAAA